AUGCCCACGGAUGUCUACCAGCAAAUUCAUCUGAAAGUCUUGUACUUCUCAAUGUCCUCAAGGAAUGCCCGUCCGAUAUCUAUUCCUGCUCUCGUUUCACCUUCUGGUGAACGGUUCCCCGUUUUGUCCACCGCCCUGAGCGAAUAUCCAACGAUUACUCCAAGCACCACCCUCAUCUCUUUAAAAACUCGCCACCGCAAACAAUACAACUUCACUGUCUAUCACCGGUACGAUGAAGGCAUGAUCCGUAACCGAGCCGCCGCUGCCAUUGCGCCGGAAGUUCACUGGGCAGGGGAUUUAUUGCUAGUCCGGGAAGGGAGUCGCGUUAACUUCACGGAUCUGUCCAACCGUGAUAUCUCUUUUGCGAAGACUGCUGUUCGGCGUCAAACGAACAUCGGUGUACUUAGCUCGUCGAGCAACUCGCGUUGA
Messenger RNA from Laccaria bicolor S238N-H82, 429 nucleotides. RefSeq lists its product as uncharacterized. The record is from RefSeq and is a predicted model, not a curated record. NCBI's taxonomy places the organism in Eukaryota, Fungi, Basidiomycota, Agaricomycetes, Agaricales, Hydnangiaceae. The coding region runs from base 1 to 429 and encodes 142 amino acids. The transcript has 3 exons.